This is a messenger RNA of Cavenderia fasciculata, 672 nucleotides long. RefSeq names its product putative HD phosphohydrolase family protein. NCBI's taxonomy places the organism in Eukaryota, Evosea, Eumycetozoa, Acytosteliales, Cavenderiaceae. The transcript has a single exon. The record is from RefSeq and is a predicted model, not a curated record. The coding region runs from base 1 to 672 and encodes 223 amino acids.
AUGAAUACACUAAAAAGUAAAUGGAUAAUAUUAUCAAAAAGAUUAAAUCUUGAAGAUACUAUAUCAAACAAAUGGUAUACUGUAUUGGAACAAUAUUAUAAACCAACGUUUUCAAGAUCCUAUCACAAUGCAAAUCAUAUCGAUGAAUUAUUAGGAUUCUUUGAUCAAUAUCAAGAUAGAUUAAAGACACCUGAUGCAUGUCUAAUGGCAAUUUGGUUUCACGAUGUUAUCUAUGAUGCUACCAAAUCAGACAAUGAAGAUAAAAGUGUUGAAAUGUUUAAAGAGUUUGCUCUAGAAACAAAGCUCGAGUCAAAGAUGUCUGAUUUGGUCUCAGAGAUGAUAGAUGCAACAAAACAUCAUACAAAGGUUCAGAGUGGUAUCAAUAUAGAUCAAGACUACUUUUUAGACUUUGAUCUAUCUGUUCUUGGAAGAGCACCAAAAGAAUAUACGGAGUACUCUUAUAAUAUAAGAAGAGAGUAUAUUCACGUACCAGAAGAUCAAUAUAGAAGUGGUAGAAUUGCAGUACUAAAAAGAUUCAUAUCAAGUGGAAGAUAUAUGUAUAAAACAAAAGAAUUCCAAGAUCGUUUCACAGACAAUGCAAUUAAUAAUUUAAAUCAAGAAAUUGAUAGAUUAUCACAACCUUUAAUUCCUUUAUUACCAGAAUCAACAUAA